UUUCAUACUUUUAAAUAUGAUUAUGUGCAACAUUUUUUAUUCUUAUUGGUUGUUUCCCAUAUUUUAGUUUGUGGAUUACGUGGCAAAACAGCUGGAGAUUCCAGCCAUUCUGUUGCAGGCCUUCCAAUAAAAAAUGAAUCAGCAAAAAACCAACACAGAUCGCAAUCUUUGGACAUCUUCAAGAUGUCUUCUCCAGGAACAUCUCGAAAUGCAUUCUCUAGAUUGUCGUCUAAAAUUAGCAUUCCGAUGACUACCAUGGCAACCAGCAGCUGUCAUUCAUGCAUACAGGCAACCCAGAGGAGAUGCUAUUCAAGUAAUUCAGAUCUACCUCCACACCAAGAAAUCGGGAUGCCGUCUCUUUCUCCAACCAUGACAGAGGGAAACAUAGCAAGAUGGCUGAAGAAGGAAGGGGAGAAAGUUUCUCCUGGGGAAGUACUAUGUGAAAUUGAAACUGAUAAAGCAACCGUUGAGAUGGAAUGCAUGGAAGAAGGCUAUAUUGCUAAGAUAAUUCAAGGAGAUGGGGCUCAAAAUAUUAAAGUUGGAGAGCCGAUUGCUAUAACUGUGGAAGAAGAAGAUGAUAUUGGAAAGUUUAAAGAUUAUAAAACUUCAGCAUCUUCUGCGCCUGCUGAAUCGAAGCCAUCAACUGAGCCUACCUCCCCUGCAGAGGUUGUUUUUUCAGAUCUACCUCCACACCAAGAAAUUGGAAUGCCGUCCCUUUCUCCAACCAUGACUGAGGGAAACAUCGCAAGGUGGCUGAAGAAGGAAGGGGAUAAAGUUUCUCCUGGAGAAGUACUGUGUGAAAUUGAAACUGAUAAAGCAACAGUCGAGAUGGAAUGCAUGGAGGAUGGUUACAUUGCUAAGAUAAUUCAAGGAGAUGGGGCCCAAAAUAUUAAAGUCGGAGAGCCGAUUGCUAUAACUGUAGAAGAAGAAGAAGAUAUUGGAAAAUUUAAAGAAUACAAAGCUUCAGCAUCUUCUUCACCUGAUGCAUCUAAGCCAUCAACUGUCUCUACUUCACCUAAGAGGCAGGAGUCAGAGCCUGUUAAAACUUCUGAGCCAAAGGUCUCAAGGACUGACGCACAUACAGAGGGCCGUAUCUUCUCUAGUCCUGCUGCAAGAAAAUUAGCCGAAGAUAACAAUGUGCCUCUUUCAAGCGUAAAAGGUACUGGUCCUGAUGGACAAAUUUUGAAGAGUGAUAUUGAAGACUAUCUAGCAUCCAGUGCAAAGGGUUCUAAGGUGAAGGAUGCAGCAAUAGCUCAAGCAUUAAGUUACACAGAUAUCCCUAACUCCCAAAUAAGAAAAGUCACUUCUUCACGCUUAUUGCUCUCUAAACAGACUCUUCCUCAUUACUAUUUAACUGUGGACACUCGGGUAGACAAACUUAUGGAGUUAAGAAGCCAACUUAAUUCUUUACAAGAAGCCUCUAGUGGGAAACGGAUUUCCAUAAAUGACCUUGUAAUAAAGGCUGCUGCUAUGGCUCUUCGCAAAGUUCCAGCAUGCAACUGUUCCUGGAUGAAUGAUUUUAUUCGCCAGUAUCAAAAUGUGAAUAUUAAUGUUGCCGUGCAAACUGAUAAUGGAUUGUUUGUACCAGUUAUCAGGGACGCAGACAAAAAAGGAUUAUCUACAAUUGCAGACGAGGUCAAGUCUUUGGCGCAGAAAGCCAAAGACAACAGUCUAAAACCAGAAGAUUAUGAGGGAGGCACAUUUACCAUAUCAAAUUUGGGAGGACCAUUUGGAGUCAAACAAUUCUGUGCUAUAAUAAAUCCACCUCAGUCUGGCAUUCUUGCUGUGGGCUCUGCCGAAAGGAGGGUUAUACCUGGCGCUGGUGCUGAUCAAUUUGAGUUAGCUUCCUUCAUGUCAGUCACAUUGAGCUGUGAUCACCGUGUCAUCGAUGGUGCUAUUGGUGCAGAGUGGUUGAAGGCAUUUAAAGGCUACAUCGAGAACCCAUCCUCUAUGUUACUAUGAACAGUCACUUCUUCAAGCAUUUUUGUAGGAUUUAGCAAAUAAUGAUCGGAUGACCUUUGAUUCUUUUGAUCCAUAAAUUGUAUUUAUUUCCCCUUGUGUAUGAUUUAGUACAGUCUUGAUGAGACCCUACAGAACCAAGAGCUGGAAUAAUAUACGAACAUGGGAUUGUACUGUGCACAAAUGAAACUUGAAGCAGUGUAAACCCGAGUAAAUAAUGAUUUUGGUGAAAGGAACAUAUUCGUAA
Messenger RNA from Asparagus officinalis (garden asparagus), 2206 nucleotides. Its product is annotated as dihydrolipoyllysine-residue acetyltransferase component 2 of pyruvate dehydrogenase complex, mitochondrial-like. NCBI's taxonomy places the organism in Eukaryota, Viridiplantae, Streptophyta, Magnoliopsida, Asparagales, Asparagaceae. The record is from RefSeq and is a predicted model, not a curated record. Gene Ontology annotation, biological process: pyruvate decarboxylation to acetyl-CoA. The coding region runs from base 184 to 1962 and encodes 592 amino acids. Gene Ontology annotation, molecular function: dihydrolipoyllysine-residue acetyltransferase activity. The transcript has 20 exons. Gene Ontology annotation, cellular component: pyruvate dehydrogenase complex.